CAGUUUUGCCGCCGGCUGGCGAGUUAGUAUUUCUCUUACUUUGAAUGAAAAUUAUUACCCAAUUUACCAACGUAACUUGAUGUUUUUCCGAAUAUUCAUUCAGGUUAUUGGCGGGAAAGCUACAUGACAUUGUUUAUCAAUCAAAACAUCUUUUUAAUUGUUUUCACCAGUAUUCACGGAUCAGGUACAUAAACAAUGGACAAAAGAAAACAAUCCAAAGGGCCGCCACCAAAGAGAUUCAAAUCGCACGAUGACGUCGAAGAUAAUGACACGCCAUGCAGUUUUGAAGAGCAACUCGCUGGAAUGGAAUGCGAGUUUGACUCGCAAACAAUCUGUGGUGAGGGGCCAGAAAAUCAAACAACAAAUAUGAAAUGGAGCAGACCACCGCCACCUGAUUUUGAUCCCAAGAAAGAAAAGUUAGUAUUUCAACAAUUGGAUAUCGACCAUUACAAUGGGCAGCCUAUCCAAGGAAUGUCUGGAUCACAGAUAUGCCCAGUCCCUAUCAUGAGGAUGUAUGGUGUUACAAUGGAAGGUAACUCAGUAUGUUGCCAUGUUCAUGGAUUCUCACCCUAUUUCUAUGUAACUGUACCUGUUAAUUUCACGGAAGCUUCUUGUAUUGAUUUGAAAAACACUCUGAAUAAUGCACUUCUAGAAGAUUUGCGUCUGAACAAAGAUAAUAUUAGAGAGUGUGUUCUGGAAGUAAGAUUGGUCAAAGCUCGUUCUAUUAUGUACUAUAAAGGAGAUAAUGAUAUAGUAUUUGCAAGAGUGUCUGUUGCAUUACCGAAAUUGAUUGCAGCAUCACGGAGACUAAUUCACAAACAACCAACAUCAUUUGGUUUGAUGGACCCAUCUUUUUAUGAAACUAAUAUUGAUUUUGACAUUAGAUUCAUGGUAGAUACUUCUGUGGUUGGCUGCAGUUGGAUUGAAUUACCAGAAGGAAAAUGGACAUUGAGAUCAAAAAAUACACCAAUAAAACCAGAGUCCAGGUGCCAAAUUGAGGUAGAUGUUGCUUGGAAUGCAUUUAUUUCUCAUCAACCUGAAGGAGAAUGGUCUAAAGUAGCACCAAUUCGUAUAUUAAGCUUUGAUAUUGAAUGUGCAGGCAGAAAAGGUGUAUUUCCAGAACCAAAUCAUGAUCCUGUCAUACAAAUUGCGUCAAUGGUUAUCAGACAGGGUGAAUUAGAACCAUAUUUAAGAAAUGUAUUCACAUUGAAUACAUGUGCCCCCAUAGUGGGAUCUCAAGUACUAAGCUUCCAGUCUGAGUCAGAAAUGUUGGCUAAGUGGUCAGAUUUCUUCCGUGAAUUGGAUCCCGACAUUAUAACUGGCUAUAAUAUCAGCAAUUUUGACUGGCCUUAUCUUAUCAACAGAGCCAAACAUUUAAAGAUCAAUAAUUUUGACUUUUUAGGAAGAAUCAAAAACAUAAAAUCUGUAAUAAAAGACUCGAUACUCCAGUCCAAGCAAAUGGGUCGUAGAGAAAAUAAAAGCAUUAAUUUUGAAGGAAGGGUUCCUUUUGAUUUACUUUUAGUUCUUGUGAGAGACUACAAACUAAGAUCAUAUACACUGAAUGCUGUCAGUUACCACUUCCUGCAGGAGCAAAAGGAAGAUGUACAUCAUAGUAUUAUUUCAGACUUGCAAAAUGAAAAUGAACAGACCCGAAGAAGACUAGCUAUGUAUUGUUUAAAAGACGCUUAUUUACCACUGAAGUUAUUAAAUAAACUAAUGUGCAUUGUUAAUUAUAUGGAAAUGGCCAGAGUGACAGGAGUUCCACUGCUUUGUUUACUUACAAGAGGUCAACAAAUCAAAGUAGUCAGUCAAUUAUUACGAAAAGCUAAAGAUGCUGGUUAUUUGAUGCCAGCUUAUCAAGGCACAGGUUCAGAUGAUCAAUUUGAAGGUGCCACUGUUAUUGAACCAAGGAAAGGGUACUAUGCUGAUCCAAUAUCAACUUUGGAUUUUGCUUCUUUGUACCCAAGUAUUAUGAUGGCCCAUAAUUUAUGCUAUACUACCCUUCUACCAGCAAAUAUGCAGAAAGAUCUUGAUGCAGAUGACAUAACUACCACUCCAUCUAAAAACAUGUUUGUAAAGGCCAAUAUAAGAAAAGGGUUGUUACCAGAAAUUUUGGAGUCCUUGCUUGCUGCUAGAAAAAAGGCUAAAGCAGAUUUGAAAGAUGAAAAAGAUCCAUUUAAAAGAUCUGUACUGGAUGGUAGACAGCUAGCAUUAAAAAUAAGUGCUAAUUCUGUGUAUGGUUUCACAGGGGCACAAGUUGGCAAGUUACCAUGCCUUGAAAUAUCAGGCAGUGUCACAGCCUAUGGUAGAACUAUGAUAGAAUUCACCAAGUCUGAAGUAGAGAAAAAAUACACAAAAGCAAAUGGAUAUAAAGAAGAUGCUGUUGUUAUCUAUGGUGAUACUGAUUCUGUUAUGGUUAAAUUUGGUGUCAAAACCCUUGAAGAGAGCAUGGAGUUGGGCCGGGAAGCUGCUGAAUUUGUGACAUCAAAAUUUGUAAAGCCCAUAAAACUAGAAUUUGAAAAAGUGUACUACCCAUAUUUGCUCAUAAAUAAAAAAAGAUAUGCUGGCCUAUAUUUUACAAGACCUGAUAAAUAUGAUAAAAUGGACUGCAAAGGUAUUGAAACUGUCAGAAGAGACAACUGUCCUCUGGUUUCUAAUAUGAUGAGUACUUGUCUCCAAAAGCUAUUGAUAGAUAGAGAUCCAGAUGGAGCAGUGAACUAUGCAAAACAAGUUAUUUCAGAUUUACUGUGCAAUCGCAUUGAUAUAUCCCAGCUAGUUAUUACUAAAGAACUGACAAAGAAUGAUUAUGCUGCAAAACAAGCUCAUGUGGAAUUGGCUAAUAAAAUGAAGAAACGUGAUGCAGGUACAGCUCCUAAACUUGGUGACAGAGUUCCAUAUAUAUUGUGUUGUGCUGCUAAAAAUACACCAGCCUACAUGAAAGCAGAAGAUCCCAUUUAUGUAUUGGAGAAUAGUAUACCUAUUGAUUUUAACUACUACUUGGAGAAUCAACUUUCUAAACCACUUUUGAGAAUAUUUGAACCCAUACUUGGUGACAAAGCAGAAUCACUUCUUCUAAAAGGAGAACAUACAAGAACAAAAGCCAUGGUAACUUCAAAAGUAGGUGCCUUAGCAGCCUUUACUUUGAAAAAAGAAAAAUGCAUUGGAUGCAAAGUAGUCAUGCCUAGUGAUUCGAAAAAAGCUUUGUGCAACCACUGUUUGGAUAAAGAAGGUCAGCUUUACAUCACAGAGAUAUUCAAAUUGAGGCAACUACAAGAAAAAUUUUCAAGGCUCUGGACAGAAUGUCAAAGAUGUCAAGGAAGUCUCCAUGAAGAAGUACUCUGCACUAACAGAGACUGUACUAUUUUUUAUAUGAGAAAGAAAAUGGGUAUGGAAUUGGAUACUCAAGAAAAAAGUGUGCUACGCUUUGGUGAACCAAUUUGGUAAAUAUUGUUUGUAAGCCUGAGAUUGCCUGUGUGAAAGGGCCCUUACCUACCUAUUAUGUAACUCAUUUUGUUUUAUUAGGAUGUUAUGCAUAAAAUAAAAUUACUUUAAUUUAU
Molecule: messenger RNA, 3557 nt
Organism: Ostrinia nubilalis (European corn borer)
Lineage: Eukaryota; Metazoa; Arthropoda; Insecta; Lepidoptera; Crambidae
Gene: PolD1
Product: DNA polymerase delta catalytic subunit
Exons: 2
Coding region: 196-3444 (1082 amino acids)
Biological process (GO): DNA-templated DNA replication; nucleotide-excision repair, DNA gap filling; DNA replication proofreading
Cellular component (GO): delta DNA polymerase complex
Molecular function (GO): DNA binding; 3'-5'-DNA exonuclease activity; DNA-directed DNA polymerase activity
Source: RefSeq, a predicted model, not a curated record